Archocentrus centrarchus (flier cichlid) is the source of this 733-nucleotide messenger RNA. RefSeq names its product thioredoxin-like. The record is from RefSeq and is a predicted model, not a curated record. The transcript has 5 exons. Bases 135 to 458 code for a protein of 107 amino acids. NCBI's taxonomy places the organism in Eukaryota, Metazoa, Chordata, Actinopteri, Cichliformes, Cichlidae. Gene Ontology annotation, molecular function: protein-disulfide reductase activity.
CUUCCGCUUCACGCGGCCCGCUGACGGCUAACGUCACGCACCGCUCAUUAAAAGCGCGUGUGCGCUGAAAAGAGGGCAUUCCUAAACUUAGCUUGCUGGUUGUAUUCUUUUAGGGUCGCACAUCAACAGCUAUCAUGGUUCGUGAAGUGGAAAAUUUGGAAGAAUUUCAGACUAUCCUGAAGGAAGCUGGAGACAAGCUUGUGGUGGUGGACUUCACAGCCACAUGGUGCGGCCCCUGCAAACAGAUUGCCCCAAAAUACAAGCUAAUGGCAGAAGAUCCUGCGAACUCAAACGUGAUUUUCCUGAAGGUUGACGUGGAUGAGGCCGAGGAUGUGAGCUCAUUCUGCAAAAUCAGCUGCAUGCCAACGUUCCAGUUUUACAAGAAUGGCGAGAAGGUGCACGAGUUCUCUGGCGCUAACGAAGCUACGCUAAAAGAGAAGGUGAAAGAGUUGAAAUAAGAAGCCCAGUCGACACACCCAUGUUGUUAAGAGAAAAGUAGAUGCUGUUAGCCACUGUACAUUCCUCAUAACCAUAAAGUCGAUCCCACACAGGCAAUAAAGGAUCCACAUAUCCUGUAAUUGUGACAUAGUUUAGUGCAUCUGUCUCAACAGGCUGAAGCAUGACGCUGAUCACUUUUAAUUCUGUUUUUAUGACAACUUGGCUUUGCUCCUGAAUUACUUUGUAUGUUAUGUGUGUUCAAUAAAGUGGAUUUAAUAAACGAAUUACAAUUAAA